AUGCAGCUCCUCAAGCUUUCUGUCUUCUUGGCCCUUGCCGCUGCUGCCGUUGCGAGUCCAAUCCAGCUUGAGAGUCGCAGCCUGUUCGGUUGCUACAGGGAUGUCGCCGCCACUCAGGUAGACUGUCUCGAAGCUUGCGGUGAUACAUCCGCCACCGACUGCACCAAUGCCUGCUCUCUUGCCGCGACCCAGGGCUACCUCGCGUGCAAUAACAACUAA
Molecule: messenger RNA, 219 nt
Organism: Diaporthe citri
Lineage: Eukaryota; Fungi; Ascomycota; Sordariomycetes; Diaporthales; Diaporthaceae
Exons: 2
Coding region: 1-219 (72 amino acids)
Source: RefSeq, a predicted model, not a curated record